Messenger RNA from Lycium barbarum (goji berry), 1885 nucleotides. RefSeq lists its product as uncharacterized. The coding region runs from base 173 to 1636 and encodes 487 amino acids. The transcript has 14 exons. Lineage: Eukaryota; Viridiplantae; Streptophyta; Magnoliopsida; Solanales; Solanaceae. The record is from RefSeq and is a predicted model, not a curated record. Gene Ontology annotation, biological process: amino acid transmembrane transport.
UAACCCAAAGUUUUCUAAAAUUCCAUAUCAACUUCCUUUCCUUUUCUGUUUUGGUGGUUUGUUUUCACCCAACCAACCCAAAGCCAGAAAGAACUGGCUGAGAAUAACAGAAAGAAAGAAAACAAGAAGAAGAAGAAGAAAGAUCAAGAAAAGGCAAAAUACACCUAAAAAUAUGGCCUUUUCUUCUUCUUCUUCUAUAUUACUUCAUUUCAAGCUUCCCCUUUUAACUCAUACUGAAAAACCAUUUCAUAAAUUCUCUUCAAAUUCUUGUUUAUUACUCACAAAGAUUUCCCACAAAUGCUGUUCUCAAAGCUCCAAGUCACCAACGUUUUUCAAGUGUUACUCCCAAAAACAAGAAACUGAAGAAAUUGAAAGAGAAGUGGCUAUUAAAGAAAAAGUAUAUGACUUUGAAAGACUGUUUUCUAACCUCAAUCAAGCCACUUUCAAGAGAGAACCAGGAAGCCUCAGCAGUGCCAUUUUUCUCGUUGCUGGCACAACUGUUGGUGCAGGUAUUCUUGCUAUUCCUGCAGUCACACAAGAAUCUGGAUUUCUAGCUUCUUCAGUAGUUUGCAUUGUAUGCUGGAUUUAUAUGGUAGUGACUGGACUACUUAUUGCGGAAGUCAAUGUGAAGACCAUGUGCGAGCUUGGUUCAGGCGGUGUGUCAUUGGUGUCAAUGGUCAGGAGAACCCUGGGAAAUACAGGAGUGCAAGUAGCUUGCUGGUCCUACAUUUUCAUCCAUUACGCCCUUCUUGUUGCUUAUCUGGCUCGUUCUUCAGAUAUAUUGACAAACUUCAGCGGGAUUCCAUUAUGGGAAACUGCGACCUUGUUUUCACUGCUUCUUGGAGGGAUUUGCUUCUCUGGAAGCCAGCGAACUAUUGGGGCGGUUAAUGGUGUCCUUGUCUUUGGUAUCAUCGCCUCUUUCACAGCCCUUGUGGUUGUCGCCAGUGGAGACUUGCACUGGGAGGCUCUUCUGAAAGCUAAUUUUGAAGCUGCUCCUCAAAGUAUACCCAUAAUUGCACUUUCUUUUGUUUAUCAGAAUGUUGUACCUGUUCUCUGUACAAAUCUUGAAGGGGACCUCUCAAAAGUAAGGAGCGCUAUAGUUUUUGGGACAGCAAUUCCUCUUGCUCUGUUCCUUGUUUGGGAUGGUGUCAUUUUGGGAACAAUCACAACUCUUGGGACUGAAGCAGACAAGAUUGCAGAUCCACUACAACUAUUGCGGUCUUCUAAUGGGAUCGUCGGGCCAAUAGUUGAUAUCUUUUCACUUCUGGCAAUUGCUACUUCUUAUAUCGGAUUUGUAUUGGGCCUUGCGGACUUUCUUGCUGACUUGCUGAAACUCCCGUCAGGUCCUAACAGGCCUCUGCCGUACCUACUUACUUUGGUUCCUCCGCUGAUACUUUCACAACUAGAUCCAGAGAUAUUCUUCAAAGCGUUGGAUUUUGCUGGAACCUAUGGAGUUUUGGUGCUUUUUGGACUUCUUCCAGCUGCAAUGUCCUGGUCAGACAGAUAUUCAGAAUCUACUCAAACUCCAAACUUACCUCCACUGGUUUCUGGGGGAAAGAUCACUCUUUCACUUGUUUUUGGAGGUGCAGCAUUUGUCAUUCUUUCAGAAAUAGUAGAGAACUUUGCUCAUCCAUAAUUAGUUGACAAUGGAAGUUGAUUAUUCAUGUUGUAUCCGCUAGUCUCCGUCUCGGGUUACCAGCAUCCCAUCAUGUUUCUACAAGUGCUAAGCUAAUUUGCAACAUAUUACUACUGCGUUUUGUAGAUGCGAGUGAAAUUGUUGUGUAUAUGAUCAUGUAGAUAGAAACAACAUUGCAAUAACACUCUCUCAUAGUUUUGUAUUUGGAGUUAUUAUGGUGAAAUUCUGAAAGAAAGUACCAAUUGUCAA